Messenger RNA from Temnothorax curvispinosus, 2424 nucleotides. RefSeq names its product tetraspanin-17-like. The record is from RefSeq and is a predicted model, not a curated record. The transcript has 8 exons. Bases 24 to 740 code for a protein of 238 amino acids. Lineage: Eukaryota; Metazoa; Arthropoda; Insecta; Hymenoptera; Formicidae. Gene Ontology annotation, biological process: protein maturation; protein localization to plasma membrane. Gene Ontology annotation, cellular component: membrane.
CGCAGUGGCUCGGUCUGGGCAUCAUGGCAGUGGGCGUCUGGGCAUGGACCGAAAAGGACACCUUCAACAACCUGUCCCGCCUCACGAACGUCGCACUCGAUCCAGCAUUUAUCCUCAUUCUAGUCGGUACAGUGACAUUUAUCAUCGGUUUCACGGGAUGCGUCGGCGCGCUACGAGAGAACACAUGCCUCCUCGCCGCGUACGCGAUGUUUUUGGCGCUAUUACUGCUGAUGGAAAUGACUGUCGGUGUUCUGGGAUUCAUCUUCAAAGAUUGGAUAAAGUCACAAGCUACGGGAGGCUUCCAAGCGUUCAUCAUCCACUACAGAGAGGAUCCCGAUCAGCAGAACCUCAUCGAUUGGAUUCAAGAAGAUUGGUUGCAGUGUUGCGGCAUUGAGGGUCCGAGGGAUUGGGACCGCAACAAUUAUUUCAAUUGUUCGUCAAGCGACAUAGGCUCAAGGGAAGCGUGCGGCGUGCCUUUUAGCUGUUGCAAGCGAAAACCUAAUGAAAUCAUUAAAAAUAAACAAUGCGGUUAUGAUGUAAGAAAGCCCAGUUACAACUUUGAGGUCGCCAAAGUGAUUUAUGAAAAAGGUUGCAUACAGGCCGGCGAGGAAUGGAUAGAACGAAAUCUCCUCGCGAUUGCCAGCGGUGCGGUUGGCACAGCAUUCACUCAGAUUCUGGGAAUCUGCUUCGCGCAGAAUUUGCGCGCGGAUAUAUUCGCGCAAAAGGCGAAGUGGCAUUGACAAUCGCGUGCCCCCACGGCAGUCUAGCAUCUUGUCUUUAUAGAUGCUAACCGGCUACGUUGAUCGAAUCACAAGGUCUCGACGCGGACUCGGAGCUCCGGAGCGAGCGGAUCGAUUGGAUCUUUUCGCAGACGAAGAGCGGACGGAUAUCCUCGAAGGAUUUUCACGAUCGAGCCAACACCGAUGACCGGAUUGCGAUUCUCCGACGAUAAUCAGAUCCGCGCGAUAGCGCUGCGACUCGCACCGCUCGAAUCCUUCGACUUGUAAAUAUCCGAGAAACUUUGCAGUCGCGCGCGACGACCCCGUCCUGCUCCUUCCGUACCGUCCAAUCGAUUAAUCGUCUGAAUUGUCGAAUAAUGAGAGAAAUUGAUUGUUUUCGAAGUUCAGUCUUAUCGCGCCCUGAUUAACGUCGCUUUUGAGUAGAUUUCUUAUCGCAUAUACAGAUGGAGCAAUCGCCAAAAGUAAUGAAGAACUUAAAUAUCUACAUGUUAUUUAUUUGUGGCAUUGUGUAUAAUUUAAUUGUAUUUUAUACAAGGAUUAAUAGAGACAUAAAUUUUUACAUAUUAAUACAUGUAGUAAAAUGAGGAUCAACACAGUUUAUACAAAAAUAAAAAUUGGCAUUGUAAAUUUAGAUUAAUAAUAUAUUUAAUUCCAAUCGGAUCUCAAUUUUUGGCAAAUUAUAAUCGGAUAUUAGAAAUAGAAAAUUUUUCUUGCCAUGAUACAUAUACAUUUCUUUGAAUUAAGAUCAAUUUCUCUCGCUAUCAAACGACGUCGACGAGAAGACGUUGGUCGUCGCGACGCAAGCGUUCAGCAGGAAGGUUUUUCGACGAGUGCAUCGCAGUACAUCGUCACGAAAUAUCCGAUGUAACGUUUGUCUUCAUCACCGAAGCGGAACGUCUCGAUGUUUCAUCUCGACGUUGCUGCCUGCGAAACGUAUUUACUUUUUUGCGAGGAAACGUGCGCCAAAAUAUUUUUCUUAAGAAUUGCGAGAUCUCCAGGCAUCCCCUUUGCAAUGAUUGCUUCAAAAUUUUCACACAAAUCUAAUAUAAUCAAAAUUGAAUCUUUCGAAAAUCAUGGAAGGGCUUAUUUUUUUUAAUGAGUUACUCAAAUCCGUGAAAUAUUCCUUGUACGAAAAAAUUUUAUUAUAGAUUUUUGUACAGCAAUAAUAUAUUUUUUUCACUAGUAUUUCUUUAAGAUAAAUGAAUUUUGCUCAAAUAUAUAUAUGAUUUGACUUACAAGUGUCUUGAGUAACGGAAGUAUAGCUAGCUUGACUGAAUCGUUUGAUGAUUGUACAAAAGGGAUAUUUUCGUAUCGGAUAUAUUCGUUCUGGUAUAUCAGGCUUCUCAAAUCGACGAGUCAACAAGCGAUCACAAGUGACACUCAAAGCAGCGAACUCGAUUCCACGGAAAAUCGAUACUCCUAGGGCAAACAAUGGAAUCUCAUCCGUGGUGUCUGGUACUCGCAAUUCGAUCUCUCUCGAGACGCCUUAGGGCUGAUUGCAUCAACAUCGAUUAUCGUCGCUAAUCGUGGUUAACUGCAUUUCUGUUUUCUACCUAUAUAAAUCGAGGCCAUAAUUUAAAGGAGUUAUCAAUUAGAAUUAAUUAAUCAAGUUUGUCAAUGAUGCAGUUAAUUUUUAGACCUGAUCGUCAAUUAUCGCAAACUAUUGUUAAUCGGAUAUUUUCUA